Symbiodinium pilosum is the source of this 504-nucleotide messenger RNA. The record is from the annotation of a GenBank genome assembly. Lineage: Eukaryota; Dinophyceae; Suessiales; Symbiodiniaceae.
AUGUAUUCCUACCAUUCCCAGACAUUCUCAGAGGUGUACCGAUACUGGGACAGCCAGAAUAUUUGGAAUGGCUCCGCCUCCAAGUGCAUCAAGGAGACGACGACGCCUUGGCAGGGCUCGCUUGAGCAGAUUGCUGGCAUGCUGCGCUGUCACGGCGCGGAGGCAGCCAGUGUGGAGGCUUCCAAGUCCGAUCUCGAUCAGUUCCGGCAGACUCUUGUCCAGGCAUUCUCGAGCAGCCAGCUGAGGUUUGUAGGGCUGAACUUCGACCGGAAGGUGCUCGGUCAAAUAGGCGCUGGACAUCACAGCCCUAUCGGAGCCUACGACCAGCAGUCGGAUCGGGUUCUUGUCAUGGAUGUCGCCAGGUACAAGUACCCUCCAUUCUGGGCUGCCUUGAAGGAAGUGUUUCAGGCCAUGAACUCUACAGAGCAAGAGUACUUCUCCACACCUCGAGGAUACUUGGUUGCGUGGGUGCCUGCCGCAUCAUCUGCAACCGUCGUUGUAUAG